This is a messenger RNA of Podarcis lilfordi (Lilford's wall lizard), 9338 nucleotides long. NCBI's taxonomy places the organism in Eukaryota, Metazoa, Chordata, Lepidosauria, Squamata, Lacertidae. The record is from the annotation of a GenBank genome assembly.
CCUCCCUGUGGGCGGUUCAAGGUGGGGAUGGAGCCACUGAGAAAGGUCACUGUCUGCCUCCCAGGCAGACAGCGAGGGGGAAUCAGCCACCUGAAUUCAACAGAACCACCACUGAACCUGAAUUGUUUGAGACGUCGAACCGACAGCAGGACUGUAGCUCAGUUUUGAUGGCCCGGUACUGUUUUGAAUCCCAGAGCUUAGCUAUCAGGUUUUGAUAGGCAGAUUUGGGUUGUCUCUGCAGCACAGAUUGGCAGGUGUUUGGAAGCACCCAAAACUAAAUCUAUUUUUUGAUCAAAAUUGGGGGAAGAUUUGGGUUUGCUGCACCGGAUUUUGAAUCCCAGAGCUUAGCUCUCAGGUUUUGUCCCAUAUCUGAAGAUCUCUCGUGCCGUUAAAAGCCGGCCCUAUUAUUCGGCAGAUUUGGGUCGCCUCUGCAGCACAGGUUGGUCAGUGUUUGGGAGCACCAAAUGGUUUUCUGUUUCAUAAAUAUAUUUUUUUGAUGAAAAUUGGGGGAAGGUUUGGGUUUGCUGCACUGGAGAGCAAAGCACUAGUCCACAUGUUCCUGCUUUCGUGGUUGAGGAGAAAAGCAAUCAUCUAGCAUUCCUAUUCCAACAACCUUCUCUGGAUUUCGCCGGCUUCGCUCCCACGGAAUUUGUCACACAAUCCCGACAUUUCGCGCUCGCCCAACAAAGGACUGCGCAGAACCAGGAAAUGUUUGUAUCUUUUCUUGGGAUCGUGCUACUUUCUCUACGCAGUAAGUAUUUCUGGAACCUGAUAAGUUUAACAAUUCGUGGUGAGAUGAGGUUUUGAUGGAUUUUAUAUACAGUGGUACCUCGGGUAAAGUACUGCAGUCCUGUAUUCAAUGAGAUCCGAUCUUAAUCUGAAACUGUUCUUAACCUGAAUGCUGCAACUGUUAGUUUAUUGGGCCUCCUGCUGCUGCUGCUGCUGGAUGCACGAUUUCUGUUCUCAUCCUGAAGCAAAGUUCUUAACCUGAAGCACUAUUUCUGGGUUAGCGGAGUCUGUAACCUGAAGCGUAUGUAACCUGAGGUACCACUGUAUUGGUUCUGCUUUUAAGACUGCAUUCCUGAGAUCCCUUCUUAUGAAGUAAAGCAGCAUUGAAAAACAGUGAAACUUAUUUCUGAGUAAAUAUUUAUAGGAUUGUAGCGUGCAUGGAUGUUUUUUGAAUAAAAACAUGAGUAAAAUCGCCUGUCUUCACCAGCAAUGGACAAACCAUUCGGUUUUGCCUUCUUUCAGUUUGUCAUCCCUUCCCAAGAAACCUGCUUUCCGCCACAUCUCUGCAUCAAUUUGCAAAUGUUUGUUAAAAGGCUGUAUUGAAAUAUUUAUCCAUUUUCACAAGCAUUUCCCAUAAUAUAUACCUCCUUGUAUAACACAUGCAUAUUUGUGAACAAUUUUGCAAAAUAUGUGCAUUUUUGCAAGCAAUUUCCCAUAACAUAACGUAGCUUUGUUUUCGCAUUGUUUUCACUAAUAGCUGCACACUUUUGGGUUGGAGAACUACCCUGAAAUAUUCAGAGUAACGUGAAUUUUGUAGGAAUGCUGUGUUUCCAUCUGUUUAUGUUUUCAGGAAGCGCAAAUUAGGUUGGUUCCCAUUAAAAUGAAAGCUGAACAAACUUCCAUCCGAAACCUUCAGCAGAGUCUUGACAAAUAGCAAGAUGCGCUUCAAUUAAACGAUGAGUGCCAUUUCUUUUAACUUGGCAAAAAGAAACACAUAUUUAAUUCUAUAUAGUACAAUCUACUGAUUCAGUUUCAGUAAUCAGUAAAGCAUAUUUAUCUCUGCGCACAUUGAAUAAAUAUUUGAAGUUUCUUAUUUGGAACCUGGUUCAGGAACUUGAUUGACAUGUCUCCUUCCCAAAGGAGGGAAAAGGAGGUUGGUUUUCUUUUUGCAGCUCUCAGUUUAUAAAGUUUCUUAAGCUCAUUUGUUUGGCAGGGCAAUUGCUCCCCACAAGAAAUCUGCUUGGAAUUAGUUGCUAAUUGCUUAACACAAAAUUUGUGAUGCUAUGUGACACCCGCAGUGCAUCUCAUUUUAGGGGGUAAAACUUAAUUUUUGCAAAUUUCUUCAGUGAGGGGUUUUAAAACUAUGUUUUGGUGUGUGUGGAAUUCAAAUCUGCCAUUAUUUUUGUGACCGGACAACAUUUAGCUUGGUAAGGCUACGUUUGAUGAAGAAGCAUAUAAACUGCUUUCAGAAAACCAGAUAAUUUUAAUUUUUCCUUCUGGAAAUGUCAAGUAAUGCUAAAUUAACAGCAGCAGCAGCAAAUGAUUAAUAAUAAUAAAUAUAACUGCAAGUGCCUGGCAAUUAUUUUACUUACCAAGCAAAGCUAAAUUAUAUUAAUUUAACCUAAAUAUCUUUUGCAUUCUCAAGUUAUGUUACAACUUUUCAGCACCCCUCACUUUCGGAAGUUGAAAAAUUCAACACAUCUGACAGAAAUCAAUUUUUGUGUGUGCAUUCUUUUAUUGAGGUUUAGUAAUCCUGUAUCUUACCCCAUCAAGUGACAAUCCAGACAGGGGCAGGUAAAGGGGGAAGCAGCAAACAGGUCUGUCAUAUGCACCCUAUUUUAAAAUAAAUGUUUUAUAGUCAUGGGUUGGUCAUCUUGGUUUUCUAUUUAGUGGGACCAACCAAAUGGGACCAACCACACAUCCCUUUGCUUCCCUGUUGCAGCUGCUGGAUCACGGGGGAUCACCGAAAUCCCUCAGACGCUGGCAAGGCUCUCAGCAUCUCCUGGCGCCACUGUCAACAUCAGCUGCAACAUUCCAGAAGGGACUUUUGUGUCGGUAGUGAGCUGGUACAAAGAGGAACAUGAAGGGGGACUGCGUAGGAUUGCAGACAUUUAUACCACUCAAACACCAGGAGCAAAAACCCCAAGCCAAGUGAAUCUGACCCGACACAACGUCCAGGGAAGAGAUUCUGGGGUGUAUUACUGUGCUGGAGCUCUGGCUCAGAAAUUCACCUUCCUGUGUGGGGUGAGGCUGAUCGUCUUAGGUGAGUGGCUCAGCAGAUGUCAAAUGCUCUUGUUGUUUAUUUAAUAUAUACCCAGUCCACUUGCAAACCUGCCAUAGGCCCCUAGCAAGUUUCAAACAACAGCACACAAAUAACUGCCCAAUAUCUUCUCAAGUGAAGACCCACAAAAUAAUUGAGUUUCUCUGCAAUCUCCCCAACACCUUUUAGUUAAUCCUUUCAUAGCUUUGUUAUCUGCCGCACCUGCCUGCCUGCCUAGUUUCCUGCCGCAGAUAUAUUUAAAGACAUUUUUAUUUGUUUGUCCUAAUCUGUUAGAAGAAGAAGAAGAAGAAGAGUUUGGAUUUGAUAUCCCGCCUUUCACUCCCUUUAAGGAGUCUCAAAGCGGCUAACAUUCUCCUUUCCCUUCCUCCCCCACAACAAACACACUGUGAGGUGAGGGGGGCUGAGAGACUUCAGAGCAGUGUGACCAGCCCAAGGUCACCCAGCAGCUGCAUGUGGAGGAGCAGAGACGCGAACCCGGUUCCCCAGAUUAGGAGACUACCGCUCUUAACCACUACACCACACUGGCUCAAGCAAUCUGCUCCCCAAACCUUAUCUUCUGUUAAUUUUGCUUUGUGGGUCUCUCUCCACCCUGCUCCAAUCCAUGUCUGGACGAAGCUUCCACUUCUUUAAACAAGCUCUCUUGCCUUUUUUGUUUUUAGCUUUUGUGACGCUGCUGUAUAACCACGCUGGCAUCUUCAGUGGCAGGGGUGGGAAAUGUCAGGCCCAAGGUGUGUGAAUGUGGCCUCUAGGCUCCUCACUCUCAGGGCCUGGGCAGACCCCCACAGGACAUGUUCCCACAUCGACCAUGCCCUGCCCCCUUCAGGUCAACACCCCUCACUGUGUCUGUUCCACCCCCCAGUUUAAAUGCUUUCGCCUGGCUGAAAUGUGUCAUUGAACUGCGAUAACGCCUCUUGCUGGGUGGAGGAUGAAGACAGGGUUGCCAUAUUUCAGGAAUCCAGACACAAGAGUUGUUGACCUUUCCUUUCGCCAUGUUGCUGAGCUUUAAAACCACUUUCUGAGCCACCUUUUUACAAACUUCGGCAAAAAACCCCACAACCAAACCACUUCCAGAAUGGGUUGCCAUAUGCCUGGGUUUUCCCAAACAUUUGAAACAGCUGCAGAAAAUUGAUGCUUUCUUGAUCUGCGGAGUGUUUGUCUGAUUUUAUUUUGUGAUCAUGGUGAGCAGCCAGAAGCGAUCGUAUCUUAAGUGACUCGCCCUUUCAACUUCCUUUCAACAGACCCUCUCCAUUGUGACUGGUUUCCUCUCUCGAAAGUAAAAGUGGCUGCGCUUGACUUUGCGAGGGGCUUUUUCCCACUGACCUCUGUCUCCGCAGAACCACACAAACGUGUGGCACUUGAAGGGGACGCAUUGUGCAAUAAAAGAAAAGGAAAUAACGCCUUAUAAACACAGCAUCCGGUUUGAAAGUCCCGUUUAGUCCCAGCCCAGUAGAAAACCAGAUAAGUCUUUUGGGCCUGCUUAAAAUUUGCGAGAGAGGGGGGCAUGUGCCUGGUCUCCGUUGGCUUCCACAGUUGUGGGGGCCACCCACAAUUGAUGUUGCAGGUGGACAUCUGAAUGGCGCCUCUGAAAUAGAUUCUGAAGGGACUCUGGUCUGAAACCACUUGGAGCCAGUGUGAAGCUCCCAUUCUCAUUUUUCCUGCUUUCACGGCCACCUGAGGCAAGAAAAACAAGAUGGCACCUUCUCCUUCCACAUACAGAAUCCAACUGGGUUGACAUUGGGAUUUCAUUUAAGCCCUGGACCCAAAACUGCCUGUCCCCCUGUGUGCAAGGCAGUCUGCCUUAGGAGACGGGGUGAGGGGAUGGCAGGGAGGGGGUUGCCUCCCCCCCAAUAUCUGCCAUCUGAGGGUAGCUGUGCCUCACUCUAGCAAAUUGUGAUCUCCAUUCUGGGACCUUCUGGUGCCGGGCAAGAAAUAAAUGUAUUAAUAUGACUAUUAAUACUAAUACAGUCCUACCUUGGAAGUCGAACGGAAUCCGUUCCGGAAGUCCAUUCGACUUCCAAAACGUUCGGAAACCAAAGCGCAGCUUCUGAUUGGCUGCAGGAAGCUCUUGCAGCCAAUUGGAAGCCGCAGAAGACCCAUCAGACGUUCGGGUUCCAAAAGAGCAUUCGAAAACCAAAACAGUCACUUCCGGGUUUGCGGCGUUCGGGACCCAAAACGUUUAAGAGCCAGUGUGGGGUAGUGGUUAAGAACGGUAGACUCGUAAUCUGGUGAACCAGGUUUGCGUCCCCGCUCCUCCACAUGCAGCUGCUGGGUGACCUUGGGCCAGUCACACUUCUCUGAAGUCUCUCAGCCCCACUCACCUCACAGAGUGUUUGUUGUGGGGGAGGAAGGGAAAGGAGACUGUUAGCCGCUUUGAGACUCCUUCGGGUAGUGAUAAAGCGGGAUAUCAAAUCCAAACUCUUCUCUUCUUCUUUGAGAACUAAGCUGUUCAAAAACCAAGGUAUGACUCUACUACUAGUAGAUAUUGAUAGGGCUAGGCUUAAUCAACUAUGGCUUAGAUUUAGAUUAUGGUCUGUAGCAUUUGCUUUAUUUAUUUAUUGCAUUUACACCCCCACAUUUUUCUUCAAGGAGCUCCAGGUAUUGCACUUGGUUCAGCUGCUCCUCACUGAUCCCCAAAGCAACCUGUGAGGGAGGCUAGGCUGAGACCGGCCCAAAGCGAGCUACCUGAGUGGGGAUUUGAACCCAGGUCUCUUCCAGGCCCUAGUCCAACACUCUAACUACUUCAGCGGUCGUUGGGAUGGCUGUUUAUUGGGUCUAGUUUGUUGAGGAGCCAUGUCACCCCCAUGAAACCUACGAGAGGGAUUAAGAUAACGAUCUGAUGAGCUAUUCUCAUGCGAUUCUCCUUCUCUCCUAGGGACUUCUGGGCCAAGACUUUCCCUCCUUGCUCCUUCCACUGCAGAAGACACGGAGCUCUCCCACCACCUUCCCCUCCUCUGCCUCCUGAUUGACGCAAACCCUGAUGAGGAUACUUUCUCCUGGGAUAUUGGUGGGGAAACCUCUCAGGACCGGAAGGAUGGUGACGUGAUCGAUGGGGAAGGAGCCUUCACCGUUUGGAGUCUGAAACUGAUUCCUCAAGAGAGAUGGAGCCAAGGGAUGGUUUAUUCAUGUUCAGACCAGGAGAAAAGAAACAUCAGUGCAGUGGUCCCUUCGAACGCAGCUUCUACAACCCAAGGUACCUUGUAACCAAAUAGCUGGUUCCGUUUAUAGCUUUUCCAUGGACUCCAUUUCCCUAAAUGGUGAGAAUUUGCAAGGGCACAUACCUUUCCUGUGGGGCCAUCAGGACAUGACUUUAUUGGGAUGUUGCAAAAGUCCUUAAGAUCAUAAGAAGUGUCUGCUGCCUCAGGCCAAAGGGGGGGCAUCUAGUCCAGCAUUCUGUCAUCACAGUGGCCAAACAGAUGCCCUAAGGGGAAACUAGUACAGUGGUAAAGGGACCCCUGACCUUUAGGUCCAGUCGUGGCCGACUCUGGGGUUGCAGCGCUCAUCUCGGUUUAUUGGCCGAGGGAGCCGGCGUACAGCUUCCGGGUCAUGUGGCCAGCAUGACUAAGCCGCUUCUGGAGAACCAGAGCAGCGCACGGAAACGCCGUUUACCUUCCCGCCGGAGCGGUACCUAUUUAUCUACUUGCACUUUGACGUGCUUUCGAACUGCUAGGUUGGCAGGAGCGGGGACUGAGCAACGGGAGCUCACCCCGUCGCAAGGAUUUGAACCGCCAACCUCCUGACCGGCAAGUCCUAGGCUCUGUGAUUUAACCCACAGUGCCACCCGUGUCCUGAUAGUACAGUGGUACCUCGGAGGUCUGUUCUUAACCUGAAACUGUUCUUAACCUGAAGCACCACUUUAGCUAAUGGGGCCUCCUGCUGCCAUUGCACCGCCGCUGCAUGAUUUCUGUUCUCAUCCUGAAGCAAAUUUCUUAACCCGAGGUACUAUUUCUGGGUUAGCGGAGUCUGUAACCUGAAGCGUCUGUAACCCGAGGUACCACUGUAGUUAGGAGCCGAACGCGAGAGCAACUCUCCCCUCCUGUGGUUUCCAGCAUUGCUGCUCCAACUGGGCAGACAGAGCAUAGCCACUGUGGCUAGUAGCCAUCAAUAGCCUUCUCUUCUGUGCAUUUGCCUAGUCCUCUUUCAUCAUCAUCAUCAUUUAUUGUUCAUACCCUGCCCAUCUGGCUGGGUUUCCCUAGCUACUCUACAUGGCUCCCAACAGAAUUUUAAAAACACGAUAAAACCUAAAACAUUGAAAACUUCCCUAAACGGGGCUGCCUUCAGAUGUCUUCUAAAAGUCAGAUAGUUGUUUAUUUCCUUGACAUCUGCUGGGAGGGCGUUCCACAGGGCGGGCACCACCACUGAUAAGGCCCUCUGCCUGGUUCCCUGUAAUCUCACUUCUCACAGGGAGGGAAUAAUAAUAAUAAUUUAUUAUUUUUACCCUGUCCAUCUGGCUGGGUUUCCCCAGCUACUCUAGGUGGCUCCCAACAAAAUAGUAAAAAAAGGAUAACACAUCAAACAUUAAAAGCUUCCCUAAACAGGGUUGCCUUCAGAUGUCUUCUAAAAGUCUGGUAGUUGUUCUUCUCUUUGACAUCUGGUGGAAGGGCGUUCCACAGGGCGGGCGCCACCACUAAUAAGGCCCUCUGCCUGGUUCCCUGUAGCUUAGCUUCUCGCAGUGAGGGAACCGCCAGAAGGCCCUCAGCGCUGGACCUCAGUGUCUGGGCAGAACGAUGGGGGUACAGACGAGGUAUACUGGGCUGAGGCUGUUUAGGGCUUUAAAGGUCAGCACCAACACUUUGAAUUGUGCUCGGAAACGUACUGGGAGCCAAUGUAGGUCUUUCAAGACCAGUGUUAGGAGGCCUCGGCGGCCGCUCCCAAUCACCAGUCUAGCUGCCGCAUUCUGGAUUAGUUGCAGUUUCCGGGUCACCUUCAAAGGUAGCCCCACGUAGAGCGCAUUGCAGUAGUCCAAGCGGGAGAUAACCAGAGCAUGCACCACUCUGGCGAGACAGUCUGUGGGCAGGUAGGGUCUCAGCCUGCGUACCAGAUGGAGCUGGUAGACAGCUACCCUGGACACAGAAUUGACCUGCGCCUCCAUGGACAGCUGUGAGCCCAAAAUGACUCCCCUUUUAAAGUGCUCCAAGUUGGUGGUCUUCCCUGCCUCUUGUGGAAGAGAGUUCCAUAGAUUAACUUGCUCUCCCCUUUGCCCUAGACUGAUCCCCCAGCCUCCACAGUCACUGACCCCCUUUUUCUUCCUCUCUCUUCCACCUCUCCUCUCGCAGAGGACUGCAGGAACAUAUUGCUGAUUGGGAUACCCUGUUUAGUCGUUGUCCUGCUGAUUCCCCCUUUGGUCCUGCUCUGCAGAAAACUUCGAUCUGGAGGUAAUGCCUUUGGGGAAUGAGCAGCGUCACGCGGAUCUGUUCCUCAGGUUUUCCUUCUGAUUAACAUUUCUUCUUCUUGUCCCUUUUCUCUUCCCAGGUAAUGUUGAUGCACCAGUAAAUCAACUGCCCAUGAGGGAGAUCCCACAGGUAAUUCACCAUCCCUGCAUAGUGAAGUUUUUAUUGAUUUAUAAAAAAUAUCUGUACACUGCUGUGUCAUAAAGAACAUAUAAAAGCAGUUUACAGUGAUAAAAUUUAGAACCGUAUAAUAAAAACCAUAAAAAGAAGUUGAAAACAGACAUUGUGAAAGGAUGUGCUCUUAAUUGCUGGCACAGUCCUAUUUUAUUUAUUUUAUUUUAAUUUAUUAUUAUUAUUAUUUAAGACCUUUAAAUGUCAUAAAUUACUAUUGUGCAACUAAGAAAAGAAAAAUAUUCUAGGGCUAACACCCUGAAUCUAGUGAAAAUGCUCCUUUUUUAAAAAAAAAAUGCAUUACUUUUCAAUAGUCAUAGCUUUGUAAUGUUGCUUUUGCAACGGAAAGUGCGUAAGGCUCACAAGGUGAAAAUGACUAAUAACCACAGGAAAACAAGAUCGCUUUAAAAAAAAUAAAAAUGUUAAAUUGGUCCAAGAAAAGCGGGGGGUGGGCGCUUUACUUUUACAAAUGUAGAAAAUAAAAAAACACUAAGUGGCCUCUGGCUUUUCCAUUUCCCCUUCUAGACCGAAUAUGCAGAAGUCCGUUGCAAGAAAUGAAAAGUCCCGUUCAAACCAAUCGAUACAGUCAAGUGGUUAAAAAAAGCAUGGUUUAUUAGAAGGAGAGACAGAAGGAAGAAAAUCAAAUCAAAGUUUAAUAUAUUUUCCUCCCCACUUGCUGAAUGUUGAUGCUUGUAUUAAACUUGAUGUUUCCUCCAUGAAUGUCCUCAUUCUCAAGAAUGUCCUCAUGUAUUGUGGCUCAGAGCAUCGGC